GGGUACCAUAUAAAAGUAUGUGUUGUUGAUGAAAUGAAAAUAUUGUAUCAAGAGUUUUUGUAUUAGUGAGUAAAAAUAUAAAUUACAAAUCUACCCCGGACUUAGCAAGAUGAAAUUGAACACAUCACUUUUUAUAUGUUUAUUUUUUUCUGCUAUAAUUGCCAUUAAGGCAAAUGGAGACGACUACGAAGAAUACGACGAAGAGUACGACGACGGCGAAAACAGUGAGAACGGGGUAUUGUCGGAAGGGGAAGAACAACAGGAAGCUCAAAACCAAGCCGACUACCAGGACGAGGAAGAACCCCAAACGUACGAAUUUCAGUACAAUCCCAGCCAGCGGCUGGCCGAGAUGGAGCAAAACCUGCCGAGUAGCGCUCAGGCGGUCAUCCCGGACGGCAAGGUGAAGGAGACCUUUACCGACAUGUUCACGACCGCGAUGAACACGGACGUGGCCAAGACCGGGCUCGCCAACGUCGAACACGAGUGGCGGCUGAUGCUCGACGGUCCGGAAGCGUCCCGGGUGAUCGGCACGGUCGGCCAGAACGUCAACAAGAUCUUCACGUCCGUCGAGGGCGCGGACAUGCUCAACAUGCUGGCCACGACCGCGCGCGUGCUGCUGGCCAGGUCCGGAGAGCAGAAGAUGUGCCCCGGGCUGGCCACCAUCGUCGGGUUGACGUACUCGCUGUUGACGUCGGACAUCACGCCCGAGGUCGUCAACAAGGCUGGCGGGCUGACCAUCACGGCCGUGAACAAGCCCAGAGCCGCGUUGUUCACCAAGACGCUGUGGGACGAGAUCGUUAAACUCGUGAACGAGAAGAACAUCAGCGAGAAACUGAAUAAGUAUUUCAACAACAUAGUGUCCAUGAUGAAGUCCAUGGGCGGAAUCAACAAUCAGAACGGCAGGCAGUUGAGACGUCAACGUAGUUAUGCGUAGUCGUAAUAAAAUGAUAUAAUAUAUCGUUCAAGUACAUACAAUUUUAUAAUAGGUAUACAUUUUACAAACGGUAUAUACUUACCUAUGUAUAUAUAUUUAUAUGAUUUAUAAUUUAUAUGACGGUGUGACAUAAUUAUAUAUUUUGAUCUAUUUAGAUGUCAUCGAAAUUUUAUAAACACAACAUCGCGGCACCAUCUACACACACAGACACAUAUACAUUUCAAUAAGUCAUCACCGUUUGUACUUUGUUAUAAUAAUGCAGAAAUUAUGACUAUUGUUAUUAUUAUGAUUACCUACUACUAUUGUUAUGAUACAAAAAAAAAUAUAACAUAAGCUAUUAUA
Aphis gossypii (cotton aphid) is the source of this 1276-nucleotide messenger RNA. RefSeq lists its product as uncharacterized. Bases 110 to 934 code for a protein of 274 amino acids. Lineage: Eukaryota; Metazoa; Arthropoda; Insecta; Hemiptera; Aphididae. The transcript has 2 exons. The record is from RefSeq and is a predicted model, not a curated record.